CGCAGCCAAACCCACUGCAAUACCAAUCGCAAUGUGACGCUAGUCGUCCCGUCCGCUCUGUUGACUUUGGGCGAAAAUGGCGUCAACACAAGUUUAGCGGACCGUGUUUUGCGAUAUUUUUGCAGGUUCUUGAGUCAGCUGUGCUUCAUGAGUUGGGAGCCUCACACAGCCCCACAUCUGGUGAAGAAAUGUGCAAUCUGCCCAAGUGUUCGCUCUUUCCCAGUUGAGACACUUAACACUGCUACUGAUGGAUCCCUGGUACUACAACCGCUUGAGCAAUGCAUCAGCCAAGUUCCAGUCUGGAAGUGGUGCGAGCCACAGCGAUUAUCACCAACAGUUGGCUGGACACCAGCCGACACCAAGUAGCUCUGCAGCGGGCACACCUGCACCCCAGCUGUUGCUUCAAGCAGCUCAAGCGGCACAAGCUGCACAAGCUGCACAAGCUGCACAAGCUGCCCACAACACAGGGCACUCCAUACCGCCUCCGUUCAGUCCUGGCUUCUUGACGCCAAACCCCUAUGACUUUUCUCUCUUCCCCAACGCGUCUCAAUAUGCUGCCGUCAGCCAGCACCGCGCUCUCGCUUCAGCCAUCUCAUCUGCGAAACCAACCUCUGAAAGUGAACUGUCUCAUCGUGAAAACUUCAGCCCGGCUCACCACUCAAGCCUCGCAGCAGCAUCUGGAAGCUCUUUCUUUGAUCACCAAAAUUCUGCAUCAAGUUCGCUUGGGUGGUCUCACCAGCCCAAUCCUCAACUGCCUAGUCCAUUUGGUGUUCUACCUCAUGAAAGUGUAUCCAAUGCGUCAGGUGGGCCAGCAGCAAAACCCACCUCCGCUGACUAUGCAAAUGCUUUCAAUGCUUACUCCUCUUCUCAUAGUCUGAAUCACCUCUCCCAGCUUUCGGACUAUAAAAAUUAUAGUGAAGUGAAGAAGGAGAGUCGAUCGCAGUCUCCCACAAACUCUUCUAAAGUUUCUGCAGCUAGCCCAUCUUCUGUCCCAUACUACCAAGGAGCCCCUGUUGCUGGGAACAACUAUGCUUUAAGUGAAUCUAACAAUCGAAGUUCAUUCUCAAGUUCGAGCAAGUACAGUGGCAGUAUAGUACAACCACAACAAUCUUGUAUUGUUGCAUCUCCGUCAGUUACUCUUCCUUCCAAGGACUAUCGGCAGCAACAUUCAGCUGUUGGUAUUGAAGGUUCCACUGAAUACCCAGACUCAAAUGCUAGGCGUAACAAGCAAGCAAAUUCAAGAUCUCAGAACUAUGUUCCUUCAAGCACCAAGAGCUCUCCCAUGCCAGUUCAAACCAAGGCUCAGACCAAAGUGUAUCCUGAUGUGGCACAUCAGACAGAAGCAACACACAGGUCAAAAACUCCUUUGGACACUAAUCAGUCUUCACCAAUCAGUUUGUCGACGAUGGACUCGAGUGCUUCACAUAGAUAUAGCUCAGAAAGUAAUGUCGCAUCUAAACAACCGCUCAGUGGUCAGUCUCAGCGUGUCUCUGGUAAUCAGCUCCCUUAUCAACAGUCUCUGAGUCACCAAGCAGCUGCUUAUUAUGCUAAUGCGGGUGGAACACAUGAAGCAAAUUAUCACCGUUCGAAGUCAGUUGAAUCAGUGUUCAACUCUAGUGCCAAUCAAAAUGCAAUGGAAUGUGCGAAUAGGAGAACCAGCCCUCACACAUCACAGUCCAGUCCUGUGGGUCAUGCACAAAGUCCAGCAUACCCUAUGUAUAACAGCCCAAUGUCUUCCAUGCCAUCGCCUUCUCCCCACCAACUUCCAGAAAGCACCAAUCCCUGUCAGAGUGGCAGCACUUCAUACAAAGCCAGCGCCAGCGCACCUGUGGACAGCUCAUCAACACCACUGAAUACGUCUGUGAUAAGGCCACACGGCGGACCAGCGCAAAGUGUCACUUAUCCAUCUGUGAUAACACGAGCAGUUGCUAUCCCGGAGCCUUCUGCAAAACCUGUUGCUUAUAAUGAAACAAGGGCUUACGAUCAUGAUUCCACCAGGUAUUCGAAGCAAUGCUGGGAAUCUGGUUCUGAUAGGGCUCCAACUGUAACUCAGCAGCAAAGAGAAACAGCCGCAAACAUGGCUCAGCAACAGCAUUCUUCGAGAACUUCAGAGAGGCAACAGGCAUGUUACGAAAGUGCAACCAACCAGGCUUCACAUGACUUGAGUAGCUUCCGAGGCGACCCCAUGUCCAUUGUGAAGAACCUCCAGAGCCUGCAGCAGCAGCAGCAGACAUUCCAAGCUCAACCUCCUGCAGACGACUCCAGACCGGGAAGCAAGACUCCAGGUGGUGCAAGUAGCACCUCACCCAACAGCAGUGGCAAAAGAAGAAAGAGCUCUGAAAAACAAGUCAGUGCCCCUAAUAGUAUGGAAUAUUAUAACAACCGAAUCCCACCACCAGCUCACCUCAAUGUUGCAUCCCAACAGCAACAAAAUGGAAGCUAUUUUCCCAAUUAUCUCUCACCACCGUCAACUUCCAGGGCGUAUUCAGGAUCCCAAACUUCAUUGCACCAUUCAUCAAAUUCCUUCAUGGGGAGUCAGUCUCAGGGACUUUAUGUCUCCUAUUUCUCUCCAUUUCAUUUACCGACCACAUCUCAGUCAACUGGAAAUCCUGACUACCAAAGUCCUAGCUCUCAACCUAGAGCACCCCAUCCAGCAAGUGAACCAAAUAACCAGAAUGUUCCAGUUCCAAGUGCCACUGUCCUACCUCAAGUACAAGAAACUCUGAAGGAAGAGACACCCAAGGUUGUGAUUCCUGAUAUAGAAGAAGAAUUAAGUUAUCUUGUAGGACCUAUACUGAUGAUGAAAUCAGAGCAGGGCAGUAAGAAUUCCGUUGCCUCUGGAUUUGAAGCAAGUUAUCUCAAGUUUCUUCAGGGAGAGAGGGAAUCCUCACCACCGCCUAGUCGUGGAGCCAGAAAAACGUGGUACAAAACUAAAAAUAAUCAGAAUGACCCAGCCAAACCAGUUGCAAGCUGCAAUUCAUCCAAUGGAGGUGACAUGGCUGUUGAGACAGCGCAACAGUCUCGUACAGCCAAAGAGAAAGCUCCUGCCUAUGAUGUUGAGGAUGACCCUCGAUAUUUUCCCCUGCCAAAGACUGAUGCUCAGAGAAGAAGUUUGGACUCAUCGGACUCGGAUUCAGAUCCAGGCGCUGCUGCCAAAAGUGAAACUCCAAAGAAGCAGGAUAGAAAGCCAAUCGCAGCAGUGGCUCCAAGAACAGCCAACAAGCAAGCCGCGAAAGGAGCGGGCCCGCCGAACCCACAGCCAGCUCAGCCAGCACAGCCAGGAAAGAGAGGGCGGAAAAAGAAGGCAGAGGUUGCAGUUGCUGUUCCCAGAAGAGAAACCUCAAGGCGUAAGGCUAAAGAAAAGGGCAGUAUUUUACUAAAUGCAGGUGAUCCUGAGGAUCCCGACGAUGACUCUCAUUCAGACUCUGACCCUGCUUGGACACCUGUGCCUUUCAAAGCAAAACCUCAAAAUGUUGAAUCAUCUGAGGAUGAAAUUGUGAAAAAAAAGAGUAACAAGAAAGCAGCUAAGCUUAGUGGAUGUGGUCGGAAACGAGCGAGGGCUGCUAUCAGUGAUGGUGAUCAAACCAGUGAGGAUGACUCUGCAAAAACAAAAAAACGAGGGUCAAAGCAAAGAAAAAAGUCGCACAGCCAUCAGGCUACAAGCGCUGGUUCUGGAGAUGAUGAAGCCGAUGAUGAUCCAGACUUGUAUUCCUUCAAGGUUGGUGAAUUUGUGCUGAUGAAAUCUGACCUGGGUCUUAAGUGGCCGCCUAUUUGGAGAGUAGAUGAAACCCUCCUACAAAAGUUUGAAUCAUUUGAAUCAAAAGGUGAAAUACUCUACCGGAAUAUUUCAACAUACUCUGGUUGGACUCCUCAAAAUCGUGAUCUCUAUAUAUCUAUUCAAGUUAAAUUCCGACUCAACUCUAAGACAUCAAAAGUAGUUGAAUUUCUGCGGAAUGAGUUGAUUGAGAACAAUGAUGACAUAUUGGAGUCAUUGGUGAAAACAACUGCACAAUUUCAAGAAAAUUUUGAAGUUUACAUUCAAACUUUGAUAUCUCAGGCAUUGGACUCAAACUUUCUGACAGAAAUUUUCCAAGAAAGAGACGAAUACUUCCUGACCAAUGUUAAAACUGUAGAUGACAUAGUUGCUGAUAGAAGGCAACGAUUUCUACGCAUUGUGAAAUGGAGAACCGAACUAGAGGCCAGCAUUGCCACCUGGCCAUGCUACAAUGUUAUGUUUGAGCUUGGAGAAGAGUUUAGUAAGAACUGUGCCGCCUGUGAUAAGCCCGGGGUUGCUGCAAGAGUACUCCUUUAUGGUCAACCUUAUAAUUCAACUACUUUGGAAGGAUGCCAAGCUGAUCCUAAGUUAGUUAGUGAGAAGGACUUUUUAACAUGCAGACUAUGCUUAAGCAAAAUUGAGCUGUACAACAAAGUCGCUCACCAGAAGUACCUGAUGUUUAUUGAAUGUGCCAAGCGUGUCCAAGAAAAAAGACUUGCCGACUCAUCAAAAGACACUACCGUUAUUCUCAAUGAACUGCUUGCAGAUGACAUAUGGCUUCAUCAGCUGUUCCGCAAUGUCAGAUUGUCCUGGGCUGAAAUUGACCGUUUGGAGAAAGUAUCACUUAAAGAAUGAAUGCUUGCUUUGAGUGAGGAUAUGUGAUGAGUAUGUUGUUCAACAUACAUCAAAAAUCCUGAGUCAAUAUAGUUGUUUAUGGUUCUAAGUCUUAGUGAGUAGAAAAUGUUUCAUUUAAUGAUGCUCAAACCUUAAAGGCAGAUUGUACCAAAAUGUGUGGUUCAUCACAGAUGCAUAUUAAUACUUUGAGUAGGUUGAAAUUAAGGUUAUUUUUUAGCCUGUGCUGACCUAUUGUUCUGUGUAUAUAUUGAAUUGGAUGCAAACUAAGCUAUUUGUGCCACUGUCAAAUUUGUUCUUAUUUUAUUUUAAUAUUCUCACUCUUCCGACGUAUAUUAUUAAGAGUUUCUUGUGUCCUGCUUUGUCAAUGAGGAGUAGGGUAUUACCCAAGUUUUCAGCAAGAUUUUGCCUGAGCAAAGUCUGGAAUUGUGAUAAGGAACUGGUAAAUUGGAUUUAAUCAUUAAUCUUGCAUUUUCUUACGUAUGUUCAUGUACAAACAUACAUUGUAAUAUUUGUAGAUAAGUGGAUUUAUUAUACUGUAUUUACAUGCAUAUAACACAGAAUUACCUGUACAUGUAUGUAUCCCACCCACACUCUGCUUUCAAGGCUUCUAGAAUGAAAUUUGUAAAAUUUCUAUGCACACUUUCAGCAGGGUAUUGGGAGUAUCAAGUCCCCUUGUAUAUUUGUGCAGUUUAUAUGCAUGUAAAUACAGUUCAGUUAUAGCCAUGGUUUUUAUCAUUUUGCUUAAUUUAUAUUUGCUCUUUGCAUUACCAAGUUAAUCAGUUUUUAACUUAAAAACUUAAUGUUAAAAUCAAACAUUUCACAAGUUACUCAAAUUAUUUGUGCCUGGGAGCCCCAAAAUUUUAAACAGAUACAGGGUUUUAAAAUUUUGAUCCUGGUAUGUAGAAUUUCCAAAGAUCACUGAACUUAUAGUUCUUUUUUAGAUUUUAUUGUUGUUGCAGAGUUGCACAUAAUAUGUCUUGUGUUACUGAAGAUGAUUUUCCUCUCUCUCAACACUCAGUUUUAAAGGCAUUCUAGUUGUGGGCUCAUCCCACUACCAUUUUGAACUCUCUGCUUCAUUUGCAAUAAAAGACCUAGUGGUAGGGUUACUUUUUUACCUGAACAUAGUUUAGGCUUAGAUUUGAUGUUAUGAACAGCCAAAUAGAGAGCUUAUGGAAUGGUGCUAAAGAAAUUUUAAAAUUUUACCUGUAUUUAGGUAUGGUUGCCACCCUUGUAGUUAAAUACUUGUGCAUGAACUGAGAUUCACUUUUUCAGUUUGCUUGGCAUUAUGAUUGAAAUGAAACAACCUUGGCAUUUGAUUGCUUAUGGUUGUUGCGUAAUAAGUAUCUCUGAAGCCAAAAUGUCUGAAAACAUCUUGGAAAAUAGGGUAAGGUUUUUAAGUUUUGUGAUACCUGGGAUAGGUGAGGAAAAUGCAUGCUGCAUUUGAUUGUGAUAUUGAAUGCUUUAUGAAGUAUGAGUCAUCCGCAGCAAAGUGCACAUUGUUAUUGGAUUAAUAGAAAGAUUCAGGGAGUUGUACUGGUUGAGGCUUUUGUCAGAGUUGGCAGUUGGAAAAAGAUCUUUUUUAUGGAGUAAUUUGCUAUCUCAUAUCAUUAAUCUCAGCAAACUUCCAAAUUUCUCUCUUCUCCUUUGCAAUGAAAGACUAACCAAGUAAAUGAGUUGGCUCUUAGCAUCUUUAGUGUUUAUUAUUUAUGUACAUUUUGAACUGAUUGUAUGUGGAUAACAUUUGCACUGUUAUAAAACUGCUGUUUUUAGAUUGGAAAAAUUGGAUUUCCAGGAACCCAGUGAAUUUAAUGGCAUAGACAACUUACAUGCUUUAUUUUGUGAUUAUGGGGAAUCUUUCUCUUCUUUGGGGGAACAAACUAAAAUUGCUCUUAGUUUUGCCAAGAAAUGAAUUAAAGCAGUGCUAGUGCUGAUUGAAAUCUAGGAGGCUAAAUGAUUUGAUGUGAUGUCGCAAUAAAAUUUGAGCUUUGAGGAGACAUUUUAUGGACUGUUUUUUCCAAGAUAACUGUUAAAAUAAGUUGAGAAUGUGUUAAAAUAUUGAGCACUUCUAUUUUGCCUGUACAGAUCCUCCAUGCACUUGAUGUACAGAUGUAAUAUUUAACUGGUGUUGUAUUGUUUGGAGAAACAAGCAAUUGUAUGUUUAACUACCGGGCCAAGAUUGCAUUGCAUUGAUGGUAUCUAGUACAGUGAAUAUUAUGGUGUCGUUUACAUGUUCUUUUCUUUUUGGUAAAAACUGGAGCUUUUCUGAAUUGUUUCUUGCACUUUUUAGGUAAACCAAUUGGAUACUUGUUAAUUAUUUUCAAUAAAGCCCUUGAUUUUGCCCCCUGAAA
Molecule: messenger RNA, 6978 nt
Organism: Thrips palmi
Lineage: Eukaryota; Metazoa; Arthropoda; Insecta; Thysanoptera; Thripidae
Product: serine/arginine repetitive matrix protein 2-like
Cellular component (GO): nucleus
Source: RefSeq, a predicted model, not a curated record